Molecule: messenger RNA, 4146 nt
Organism: Callorhinchus milii (elephant shark)
Lineage: Eukaryota; Metazoa; Chordata; Chondrichthyes; Chimaeriformes; Callorhinchidae
Gene: rhot2
Product: ras homolog family member T2
Exons: 19
Coding region: 194-2047 (617 amino acids)
Biological process (GO): mitochondrion organization; small GTPase-mediated signal transduction
Cellular component (GO): mitochondrial outer membrane
Molecular function (GO): GTPase activity; GTP binding; calcium ion binding
Source: RefSeq, a predicted model, not a curated record
AACCGAGUGUGCCCGAGGGGAAGGGGUCUCAGGAAGCAGCCGAGGCUUUCCGAGCGGUUCCCCGGAAACAGCCGAGUGAUCCCGAGCGCUCUCCCGAAAGGGCCGAACGGGCGGACGCGACCUGUUCCCCGGUCUCCGGAGCCAAUAACCGGGAAAUAAAUUCUACCGAGAACUGGCGUGAAAGGCACCGACCAUGAGGAGGGACGUCAGGAUCCUCCUGGUGGGAGAGCCCAAAGUCGGCAAAACCUCGUUGAUCAUGUCGUUGGUGAGUGAGGAGUUUCCCGAGGAGGUGCCUGCCCGCGCUGAGGAGAUCACGAUCCCUGCAGACGUCACUCCAGAGUGCGUUCCCACCCACAUCAUUGACUACUCAGCCUCGGAGCAGACGGACGAGGAGCUCCAGGAAGAGAUUAAGCGGGCAAAUGUAGUCUGUGUGGUGUACGACGUAAACUCAGAAAGCACGAUCGAGAAGAUAAAAAGUAAAUGGAUUCCUUUGGUGAAUAGCAGUGCCAACCAAUGGAGCAAAAUUCCAGUAAUCCUGGUGGGGAACAAGUCAGAUCUGCAGGGUGCGAGCUCUAUGGAAUCCAUUCUUCCCAUCAUGAACCAGUUCACGGAAAUCGAGACCUGUGUGGAGUGCUCUGCUAAGAACCUGAAGAACAUUUCAGAGCUGUUCUUCUAUGCACAGAAGGCUGUGCUACACCCAACAGCGCCCCUAUACUGCCCAGACAAGAAAGAGCUAACUCCAGCUUGUAUUCAAGCUCUGACAAGAAUCUUCAACAUCUCCGACCAGGACUAUGAUGGGAUCCUUAACGACACUGAGAUGAAUUUCUUUCAGCAACAUUGCUUCAGGAACCCCUUAUCCCCGGAGGCUUUGGAAGAUGUCAAAUCUGUCGUCUGGAAAAACGCACCUAAUGGGAUCAAGGAUGACGGACUAACGCUAAGUGGUUUCCUGUUCCUAAACAUGCUGUUUAUCCAGCGGGGGAGACAUGAAACUACCUGGACUGUGCUCCGAAAGUUUGGCUGCGAUGAUAACUUGGAGCUGAUAGAUGACUAUCUGUACCCGGACCUACAAGUCCCUCACAACUGCACGACUGAGUUAAACCAUUAUGGCUACCAGUUUCUCCAGCGCAUCUUUGAAAAAUAUGACGUGGAUAAAGAUGGCGCCCUGUCUCCAACUGAGUUGCAGAAUUUGUUCAGGGUCUUUCCCUACUUCCCCUGGAGCUCAGAAGUCUUCAACGUCGUGUGCACAGACAGCAAGGGCUGGCUUACACUACAUGGGUACCUCUGCCAAUGGACGUUCACAGCUUACUUGGAUGUCCAUCACUGCAUGGAAUACCUGGGAUACCUGGGAUUCACUACCAUUGCCAAUCAGGAAUCCCAAACUGCAGCAAUCACAGUGACUCGGAGCAAGAUGAUCGAUCUGGAGAAAGGUCAGACUCAGAGAAAUGUCUUCCUGUGUAAAGUCAUUGGACCCAAAGGCACUGGCAAGACAGCUUUCCUUCAGGCCUUUCUCGGCAAGAACUUACUGAAGAAUGAUUCGGCUGGAGACUUCUCUGAUUACACUCUGAACACUGUGCAAAUCAACGGCCAGGACAAAUAUUUGAUACUUAAUGAGGUGGAUGUGGAGACCGAGUUCCUGAAAGCCUCAGUUGCUUCCUGUGACGUGGCUUGUCUGAUGUACGAUAUCAGUGAUGCCAAGUCCUUCAACUAUUGUGCCAGCAUUUACAAGGAACAUUACAUGGAGAGUAGAAUUCCGUGCAUUUUUGUAGCAUCAAAGGCAGAUUUGCCAGAACAGAAACAGGAACACGGGAUCACACCUGAGGAAUUCUGCUACAAGCACAGACUUCUGGCUCCGUACCACUUCACCUGCCGCAGCCCCGAAGGUCCAAACACACAGAUCUUCUCUCGUCUCGCACUCGCUGCAGCCUUCCCGCACCUGAACGAGGCAGAGCUGAGCACGUCCUCCUACUGGCUACGGGUCACAUUGGGAGCCACAGCUGUGGCGGUCCUGGGACUCGCUGUCUACAAAGCCCUGGCAAAGCACAAAUAGCAGGAGAUAUGCUUAACACUGGGGUAGUGCGUGAGUGACACUACAAUCCCACCAUGCUGUGGGAUUUUUAUUUACAACUGACCAGGAGGGAGAGAGAAUAAUCACUCUGGCUUUGAGCAGGAACAGGCAGAAGAACAAAGACUGGGACUGUUUUCCAAGGGUUCACGUUUGUUGAGCAGCUAUUCAGCAAAGCAGCAAGGCACGGACCGGUCUGACUGUUGGCAGCUACUGAAAGCAUAACAGGAAAUCGCUGUGAUCCUAGCUGAUAACGAAUGUCAGUCAAUGUCAUCCCAGAUCCUUUCACUGAUGGAAGAAAAUUGUGCUGGUAGUAAUACUCUGCUUGUUGCAUGUGGCAGAGGACACUCCCAGGCAGGAGAAUGGUUCCCUGUAAUGAGCUGGGUCAGUAUCCUAACCUCCACAUCUCCAAUCCCUCAUUGCCUUGUUCUCGUCGCUUAGAGCCCAUGGGAUCCGCUUGCCACCUGAUUCAGCGAGGCAACCAUUGCUUUGCAGGGUUAAGGUUCAAUUCUACAGGGUGACCAAAACGUCGUGAUAACUGCCCUAUUAGCUAAAAAAAACACAAAAAUAUAAUUUCUUUAAGACUUAAUUGUAAUGGUAUCACGACUUUUUGGUCACCUUGUAGAUAGCACAUCGAAGACUUCCGCUUCCACCUAGCAUUGGCCUGUAAGACCACUUUGUCUGAAAAUUUAACACCAAUUACUUUUUUUUGGAAACUUAUUUUCACAUUUCUUAAAAACUAAGACCGUAUUUAAGAAUUUUCGAUAAUUCUCUCAGCUUUUAAAUUUGAAGCUAAGAUGGUUUUGCAGGUGGGACUUGGGGGGACUCUAGUUGUAUAAUAAUGAUUAGAAAAUGAUUGCAAGUGAAGCUGUGCUGUACUGCGGCAUUCUAUGAGGGGAACGGACUGGAGUAAAUGAUAGGAAACUAGUUCCUUUUCACACUAUUUUUAUACUGGAAUUUAUGACUUGCUGCAAAUUGUUUCGGUGUCUUGUUUUUUUAAGAGCCGAAAGUAUUGAUACCUGCUAUAUCGGGGCAGGUGCUGCCACCAUCAUCCAGCUGCCAGUGGAACAUUCAGGAGAGAAAGAGGGGCAGAUGGUUGCCUACUUGGGGGAGGGGGAACCUGUGGAAUCCCAAAACAGUCUCCUCUCUCCCAACCCCACACCACUCUCUUUACCCGGCCAUUUUCCAGAGGUCUGGGAGCAGAUGGCUCUCGGCAGUAAAGUGAUGCACAGUGUAAAAUGAGAGGAAGGUGGGAGAAACACAGCAAGCCAUUUGCAUGUGGAGACAGUGUAGCUGGAUUUUGCUGGACAAGGUCAUGAAGUGGGCCACAGCCCCUGUAUUUGGAGGAGUGUAUACUUAGUCAAUCAAACGAUGCUGAAAGAAUCUCAAACUCACAGAACAGCAACGUUCGGUUCUCUUUGUUACACUCGGAAAUAUUUUGCUGGUCAUUGGAAGGGUUUGAUCCUGUUCUGACACACAGUCCCACACAUGUGCACAACUUCCUUAUUCCCUGGUAGUGAUUGAAUCCUUAUUGGGUCCUGUGGCUGUGAGUGACUGAGAGGAGUCUGCUGCUAGUCCAUAACUUGAAAAUGUCAUCUAUUUACUGAUGUGAAACUCUACUAAAUACUCCUUGCUCUUGCAUUCCAAAUGCACAACCAAGUACUAGAGGGAGACUUAAGGUAAAGUUUCAGGUCUAACCCUUCAUUGGAACUUGCUCAUUGCACGUGACUGCCUUUUUCCCAAAGUCUGCUCAUCCCAAUUCUGAUCGAGGGUCACAUCCAAGAUUUCUCUCUCGUGCUGAUCAGUCUCCUGUCAUUAACAGUGGUUUCUGGUUUCACAUUUUUCAACAUUUGUGUUUGAUUUCUAAGUUGAACCUGAUUUGGACUUUUGUGAAACGAUUCAUUACCUCUUUGCCCUUAAUGCUGUGCUCUAUAACUUGAUUGCAACCUUAAAUCUCUCUUCUUUCUGUCAAGAAUGUCUCAAUUCUUCUAGUCAGUAACUGGAAGCUCUGAUCUCUGGAAUUUGAAACUCUGAACACUUUCUGUAUGUGUCUUUUAACGAAAAUACAAGAUAUAUUUUUCAAA